Messenger RNA from Sabethes cyaneus, 2990 nucleotides. RefSeq names its product myotubularin-related protein 14 (gene EDTP). Gene Ontology annotation, biological process: dephosphorylation. The transcript has 7 exons. NCBI's taxonomy places the organism in Eukaryota, Metazoa, Arthropoda, Insecta, Diptera, Culicidae. Gene Ontology annotation, molecular function: phosphatidylinositol-3-phosphate phosphatase activity. The record is from RefSeq and is a predicted model, not a curated record. The coding region runs from base 217 to 2181 and encodes 654 amino acids.
AAAGGAAAGUUAGAUUUGUGUGUGUGGUUAUUGUUUUCUUCCAACUCUCUAUUGUAGGGAUUGUAGCGUUCCUUUUAUGCGUGUCGUUCCUAUUGUUAAGGGAAAUCGGUGCACUGAACCGAUCCGGCCAUCAAAAUUUUUUCCGAAAGGUAUUACCCGCGUUCGCGCCGUACAAAACGUAUCCGUCAAUGUGGUGCCACCGCAGCAAGCAGCAAGAUGACCGAAAUUCGAAAGGAAGAAAUUCAAGCGGUUAUGGAAUACUUCGGCAAAAAUUUAUAUAGUGCAAGAUACAGAAACGAACUGGCCGAUGAAACUGUCCAGCGUUGUAGCGAGCUAAUGCGCCUGGAUUAUGACGUAACUGAGGUGUCUAACGAGGCAGGCACUCUUUCGUCGAAUUAUCCUAGCUGGUUGUUGAUUCCGGAAUAUAAAAUGACGAACAAUUCCGAAUGCAGCAGUCUACCAAUGAAAAAUGUUUCAUCUCUUAAUGGAUCGAACAACGGUGCUGAUCAGAUUUUUGAUGAUGGUAAACUCAAUUCUGCACGAUUGCGCCGUUUUAUUGUUAAAGCCCGCAAGGCUAGGUGUCGAGCGCGAUUUCCAGUCCCGGUAUUAAUGUUCAACGGAAAAUACCUCUGCAGGUCAUCCACCUUAGCGAAUUACAUGGAAAUUUUUACGCGGACGGGUGUAGACUGGAUAUAUGGUUCCGAUGAACCAGCGGAACCAGAAGAUGAAGAAGAUGAAGCUAACCAAAACGGAGGGGAUAUUACUGCGUCCGAGCGACGAAACGAUAUUCGUCUGCUGAAAGCUUUCAAGAUUGGAGCGAUAAUGGACUUUAUGGUGGAAACUAAAAAGGUGAAAUGUGGUGUAGUAGUUACGUCUUCGGAAAAGGUGGACGCAGAAAACCGGUACAGUGGUUUUGAUAUACUUUCUUUACCUUAUCCCGGCUGCGAAUUUUUUAAAGAAUUCGCUUCUCAAAACUAUGACGGUCAGGGACUGUUUUUCAAUUGGGAACAACCGUACAUAAAUACCGAAAUUCGAAUACCUACGGAUUCGAUCACGGAUACACUGAACAUCAAAUGGAGUGAAUACCAGAAGUGGGAUCUAGUGAAACUUACGCAAAAUUAUCUUCUCUUACUAUUACACUACUUGCAACACAGCGAUCAAGGAAUAUUGGUUCAUUGUAUUAGCGGUUGGGAUCGAACACCGAUGUUUGUUUCAUUAGUGCGAAUGUCACUUUGGGCAGACGGUGUUAUCCAUCAGUCACUAAACAAACUUCAGAUGCUCUACUUUACGCUUGCCUAUGACUGGCUACUAUUUGGACACAAUCUACCUGAUCGACUAAAGAAGAACGAAGAUAUAAUGUUUUUUUGCUUUGAAAUGCUCAAACAUAUCAGCGGCGAAGAGUACAGCGUACUAAAACUCAGCACACGUAGCUCUCAUAGUAGCGAAAGCAGUAGCAUAGACGUAAUAAGGGAAAAUUGCGACUCCAUCGAUGAGCUGCAGUUUGGCGAAGGGGCAUGUGGUGGUUCUAGUAUGUCACUGAACUCAAAUAGUGGCUACGCGAGCGGGAAAAGCUUUUCCGGACUGAAUGGCGGUGGUGCAAGUAAAAGUAUAUCAAUAACCGGCACAAACGGCAAUGCUGCUAGAAAUGGCGGUUCAAUGAGCGAUAAAUUUUCCGAGAACGGAAGCAUCAAUUCAGACAAUGGAAAUGAUGGUUUGUCAUCGUAUAGCAACGAUAGCGGCAGCAGUAUUGGAUGCUUAUCGCACGAAAAUUCUUACCAUAACGUCCACUGGUCACCACAGGACACAAGGACUAGUCCAGUAACUGUGCCAUGCACGGAUGGAGUUCAGCGACAACGCCAAGAAUCCACAUCAUCGGCUGGUAGUUGGCAGAUGGUAAACAAGGCUGGAAGUUAUCGACGCGAAGAUAACUCAGACGCGAUAGCCGAAAUGAUAAAAUCAGGUCUCAAUAACACACAACAAUGUCAGCGACCGUCACAGCAUACCAGUUCAGGCAGCUCCAGUGCUUCCACACCGAAUCAUAAUUACACACGACGAAGAAGGCUCGAUGAUUUGCGCGCUGAAUUUCGAAAUAUCUACCUUUCGUCAACAUACAAUCACAUGCCCGGUCCCAAAAUUGGCACCCUUCUGACGAGUUUGUUGGAUAAAGUUCGACCAUCAUAGGUAGCGACGACUUCUUGCAAUCGAUUCGGUUCAGUUGAUUUUUUACAUUAUUUUGAAGUUGCAUUUUAAGGAUUACUGGAUGGCAUGCAAAUAAUUAAUUUUAGGAAUCAUACAAGAUUGUGCCGUUCGCCAGAAUUAUAACGAAGAAGAGACCGCUUCUGAGAAACUGUAUAUUUUUCCGCUUUUACAGCACUGUCGACAACGUGAAGUACCAACACCAAACUGCAGAUGUUCAUUUUGUAUUUAACUGUUGUAGCUUUAUAUUAAUUAUCAAUUGCGGACAGGCGGUUUAAACAUUACUAAGCAGGCGUCCGACAGAUUUUAAAUUCUGAACGUAAAGUUGACAUAAGAAAGUUCUGGUUUUGCGUAAAUAAGUAUCAUUGUUGAGUUAUUUUGAAUGAGUCUCGCUCUGGCUUGUUGGAACAGAUAGGUAUUUUAUUUACUCAAUGAUUUUUAUCAACUUAACAAGCGUAACACCACAAUAAGGUAGAAAACUCCGCAUUUGUUUUAAUAAAACCGGUCAUUAAGUUCCAUUCUAACCCCAAAAAUAGUGUAACAAUAAAUGAUAGCUUAGCGAUUGAACCGUUAGUUUUAUAUUAUUUUCGAUUACACAUAUCUCAUCUUGUAUCCUAUAACAGGAGCAUACCAGGUUUCUAUAAAUUAGCACCCAUCAAAUUAACAACCCUAUUUUUAUAGCGCUUAGAAAUAUCGCGUUCUAUUUGAUUCUGCAGGAUACGGGUCUGUUCAAUGACGUUCGUUAACGUAGGUUUCAAAUCCGCACUCUGCUGCCGAUACGUCACCGCGCGUUC